AAUACGGGAACAGAUAUCGCGGUGGAUGAACGUGACGACAGAAGGAAAGGCAUCGGUUCGAUGCUCCAGAGAAGCAAGAUAAAUAAAGAGACGCAGAUAGCAUAUUAGUGUUGCUAUCACAGACCCAUUGUAGGAUGUAUAAAAAGUGAACACAUUUGAAAGAAUGAAAUCACGUCGAAGCAUUAUACAAAAUGAUUGGAAAACUGUCAAGACUUUAGCGUUCCCAGACCGAGUUCACCGUCUGCGUCAAACGUGGAACAAACGACACUCGUCAGAAAUUUUAGGAACCCAAAUACGAACAGUAUAGAAUUACGCAAAUGAUAUUGAUAUAAGUUUUUUCUUCAUCUUGAAUUUUUGUGAUUAUUGAGCAGUUGCGUUAAUUAAGACAAAAUACACAGUUUGUUAUUGGUGAAAUACGGCGUUAGAUGGAUUGCGGUUACCACAUUAUACCAAAUCGAUGUUAACUGCUAACUUCAUCGAUAGGUCUGCAUGACGAGGGAAAAUACACCACUGUGAGGACGGGGUAUUUCAAAAAUGUGAAAAUUAAAAAAUGGACAAAGUUAGUAACGACAAAUGGAGUGACCGGAUGUCGGUUGCCGGACUUCAGCCCGGCGAUAAGGAAAAGUCGGAGGACGCUUCGGCGUCCAACAGCACAUUGUCCAGCGGAAUCGGGAGCGGGGCAUCUGUAAAGAGUGCGGAACUGGACGCUUUGUCUGUGGGUUCAGGAACUGUGGGACUGGGGAAAAUAUUGUCCCUGAGUCUGAAAGGGGAAUGGAUGUUGUUAGAGCAGGCUCUCCGGACGCUGGAUCGAGGAAACCCGGAUGUUUCACAAAAAGAAGAGGAGAGCGGAUUGUCUCCCCUGAUGGUGGCGGUGAGGGAGAACAAGCUGGUCAUUGCUGAGCGUCUUCUGGAUCUCGGGGCCAAUAUUAACGACCGUGCCAAUGACAGUAGGACGGCCCUACAUUAUGCAGCAACCUUUGCCAAAGACGAUGUGGUCAAACUUCUACUUAACAGGAAGGCGGAUCAAAUGAUAUCCGGUGGUCCCAGAGACCAGUUACCCAUACACAUGGCAAGUGCUCGCUCUAGUGGAGCACUAUCAAUUGUACAAAUCCUGCUGAAAGGUUCCAGUAAAGACCUCAGACUUGCUCAGGACAGGAAUGGCUGCGUCCCUCUAUUUUUGGCGGCGGAGGCUGGAAACACGGCAGUCUGUAAGGAACUACUUUCUCAGUGUGCGGAAUCUCAACUUCACCUGCAGAGGAAGGAGAAUGGCGAUAGUGCCCUUCACAUCGCUUGUAGACGACGCGACAUAGAAAUUGCCCGGAUGUUGAUAGAUGCAGGCUCUCCGGUAGAUAUGAGAAAUGAGGACGGCCACACUCCACUUCAUAUCGCUGCGUGGGAAGGUGACGAAGCGAUGGUGAAGUACCUGUACCAGAUGAAGGCAAACCCCAAUCUUACUGACAAACUUGACCGUGUUCCUGUCCACAUCGCAGCUGAGCGUGGACAUACUGUGAUUGUUGACCUUUUGGUGGACAAGUGUAAAGCCACGAUCUCUGCUCGCACCAAGGACGGUAGCACUCUCAUGCACAUCGCAUCUCAGUAUGGUCACCCAGAUACCGCCCUCACUUUUCUUAAGAAAGGAGUCCCUCUUCAUAUGCCAAACAAGUCCGGUGCCAUUUGCUUACACACAGCAGCAAUGAGGGGACAUACCAACGUUGUCAGAGCUCUGUUGUCCAAAGGAGCGUCAGUUGAUGCCAAAACAAAAGAUGGAUAUACAGCGCUCCAUCUAGCGGUGGAGUGUGGUAAACCCCAGGUGGUUCAAAUGCUGUUGGGUUAUGGUGCACAAGUAGAGUUCAAAGGCGGAAAGGCCGGGGAAACUCCCCUUCACAUUGCUGCUAGGACAAAAGACGGUGAAAGAUGUGCAGAAAUGUUGUUGAAAAGUGGAGCGGAUGUUAAUGCCGCCAGGGAGAAUGGAGAGACCGCUAUGCAUAUUGCUGGCAGGAAUGGACAACUGAAGAUGAUACAGGCUCUACUGGAGGAGGGCGGAGAUCCAACACAACAGUCCAAGAAUGGAGAAACUCCCCUACAUGUUGCUGUUCGUCACUGCCACUUGAUUGUUGCUACAGAACUAUUAACUUUCGUCAGCAGGAUGUCGUCACGGAUAGACGCCGUCAUGUUGGUCAACCAGCAGAACUGGGAGGGAGAGACGCCAGUGCACUACGCAGCAGAACUUGUCAAAAGCAUGAUGCAUUUCGAGUUUGAAGACACGGACAUCAUGCGAUUACUUCUACAAUACGAUGGGGACAAAAACAUACAAACUAAACUUACUCACGAGACUCCUUUGCAUUAUUGUGCACGUGCGGGCAAUGAGGAUAUUUUGAUGGAGAUUGUGAAACACAUUGGGAACACCAGCAUUCAAAGCGCAGUCAACAAACAGUCCAAGAAUGGAUGGUCUCCAUUACUUGUGGCUAGUGAAGAAGGUCAUCUUCAGAUCGUAAAAAUUCUCCUUCAAUACCAUGCACGAGUGGACGUUUUUGACGAGUAUCACGGAAAAGCAGCACUCCAUCUUGCAGCAGAAAACGGCCACGAACAAGUGGCUGAUGUUUUAUUGUGGCAUAAAGCCUUUGUAAACGCGAAGUCCAAGCUGGGUUUAACACCACUCCACCUAGCGGCGCAAAAUGGCUACAAUGAAUUAGUCCGUUUGCUAAUAGAGACACAUGGUGCUGUUAUCGAUGCUCUGUCACUGGCAAAACAGACUCCAUUGCACAUGGCGGCGCAGUGUGGAAAAAUGGAGGUUUGCAACACGUUACUGAAAAUGAGAGCAGACGCCAACGCUACCGAUGUCCAUGGACAAACACCUCUCCACCUAGCGGCAGAAAAUGAUCACUCGGACGUUGUCAAGUUGUUCCUAAAACAUAGGCCAGAACUGGUCUCCAUGGCAAACACGAAUGGAAUGACUUGUGCACACAUCGCUGCAGCGAAAGGAAGCGUCGCUGUCAUCCGGGAACUGAUGAGGUUCAAUAAGACGGUUGUGACAACUGCCAGAAACCGGACAAAUAACUCCACGGCUCUUCAUCUCGCGGCAGCUGGAGGUCAUAAGGAAGUUGCGGAGGUACUUUUGAAAGCGGGGGCAUUAGCUACUGACGAAAAUGCGGACGGAAUGACGGCUAUCCAUCUAUGUGCUAAACAUGGUCACGUCAACAUUCUGGAUGGCUUGGAUGGUCAUGUAAACUGGAGAAUCACCAGUAAAAAGACUGGUCUCAGUGCUAUUCACUGCGCUGCACAUUACGGACAGGUGGACUUUGUACGAGAGAUGCUUACAAAAGUUCCUGCCACUGUGAAGAGCGAACAUCCUGGGGGAGGAGAUUCUGGAUUGAAGGAUCUCGGAACAGAGUCAGGCUUAACGCCUCUUCAUUUGGCGGCACAGUCUGGUCACGAAGGCUUGGUUCGCCUUCUGCUGAAUUCACCAGGUGUCCAGGCAGACGUAUCCACUAACUCUCAGGGAUCCAUCCCACUACACUUGGCGGCACAGGGAGGACACGCAUCAGUAGUCUCGCUUCUGCUCAGUAAAUCAACGUCACAACUUCAUGUUAAAGACAAACGAGGACGUACGGCACUCCAUCUAGCGGCCGCUAAUGGUCACAUCUUUAUGGUUGCACUAUUAUUAGGCCAAGGCGCAGAUAUAAACGCCUGUGACAAGAACGGAUGGACAGCUCUUCAUUUUUCUGCUAAGGCAGGAUAUUUGAACGUUGUCCAACUCCUUACAGAAAGUGGUGCAUCUCCAAAGUUUGAAACAAAAGAAGGAAAAGUUCCAAUAUGUUUCGCCGCUGCCGCUAAUCACUCAGAUGUACUGAGUUUUCUGAUGAGACGAGAACACAACACAAAUCACUUAAUGGACGACAAGAAGUUCGUCUUUGACUUGAUGGUGUGUGGUAAAAACAGCCACAACAAAUGUAUUGAGGAGUUCAUCCUUUUAUCACCUGCUCCAGUGGAUACUGCUGCUAAACUUUCAAACAAUUUUCGUAUUCUCGCCGUUAGGGAAAAGGAAAGAUCACGUGAUUUGACUUCUGCGGGAGAUUAUUGUGAAAACAUGGCAACAGAACUCCUAGCUAUUGCAGCUAGUGCCAACAGUGCAGGUCACAUUCUAAAAGCCGUUGAUUGUAACGGAACACCAUUUCUAGACGUUCUUAUUGAGAAUGAGCAGAAAGAGGUUGUUUCACACCCAGCCGUCCAGAAGUAUCUAACGGAUGUAUGGAUGGGAAAUUUGAAAUGGGCCACAUGGAAAAUUGUGAUGGUGUUUAUGGCCUUUCUUCUCAAUCCCAUUAUCUGGCUUAUGUUUUCGUUACCGCUACGUCAUCGUUUCAAUCGCGUACCUAUCAUCAAGUUUAUGGCGUAUCUUGUUAGCCACCUCUACCUUAUGCUGUUAUUUCUUCUAACUGUUGUUUAUCCUCGCAGCCCCAUCUGGCAGUCUGCUUCCAUGAUCCCAAGUGUUUAUGAAUGGCUCCUGUUGUCAUGGUUAUCUGGGCUCCUUGUGUCAGAGCUGACAAACCCCGGUGACAGAGGAGGACUUGGAUGGGUGAAGGUAAUCUCCAUAGGAAUAAGUGCUAUUGGAGUAUUUUGUCAUGUGUUGGCUUUUGCCUUUGACACAGACGAGAGACUGCUUCUCAUCUUCAUCCGAAAUUAUUUCUUUGCCUGGGCUUUGUUGAUGUGUUUUGUUCAGCUGUUAGACUUUUUGUCCUUCCAUCAUCUGUUUGGUCCCUGGGCCAUCAUUAUCAGGGAUUUACUCAAAGACUUGACUCGAUUUUUAGUUAUAUUAUUAAUAUUUAUCGCUGGAUUCACGUUGCAUUUACUUGCUAUAUAUCAGCCUGUGUAUGCACCAAAGACAGUUGACCCAAGUCAAGGGCUUGGGGAUGGAAAUGGAGAGGCGAAUGUAUCACAGAUAACAUUGAUCGAGUCGUUUGGGCUCCUCUUCUUCUCUUUGUUUGGGUUAGUGGAUCCUGACGGUUUACCUACCACUAAUCAGAGCCCAAUAUGGGUGGUAUAUAUGGCUAAGGUGACUUUUGGAAUUUACAUGAUGGUGACCUUGAUUGUGUUGAUAAACCUUCUGAUCGCUAUGAUGUCAGACACUUAUCAGCGAAUCCAGCAACAAUCAGACACGGAGUGGAAAUUCGGACGGGCUAAACUCAUCCGAAACAUGAACAAAACUUCGGCGACUCCUUCUCCACUCAAUCUGUUUACCAAGCUCUUCACGUACUGUAGAGCCAUUUGUAAACAUAAAGGAAAGCUAUGUAACGUGCACGCGGAUGAUUACGUCAGUGAUGACGAUGACAUAGAUGCAUUUUCUGAUUCCCGCUCUGUGGAUUUGUUGGCUCAUAAUUCUGGAUGGUUAAAGAGUGUCGUCAGACGUAACACACAGGUCGCUCCUGAUGGCGGGUUUCUUCGCGUUUCACAUCAUACACAUGGUCCAUUGAGGUUAGAAGACGUGGUGGAUUGGCCGAUGGUUGUAAAGAAAUACCAAUCCAUGCAAGGCAUCGAGGACAUUGGGACAGGUCUCUCCGAUGAGGAUGAAAAUGAUGCCGUCAAUAAGGGCGUGUCCAGUUUUGAGAAAGAACCGAUUACAUAGGGAGGGGCGACUGUUGUUAGCUAUUUCACAACCUGUGCCUUAUGCCGGGCAAUACUGCAAUCAUGAAGCACAAAUUUACAAAAUUAAAUGUACAUUAAGUAUCAUUGCUUUCUUUCUAAUAAAGACAAUCUAUCCACCCAGUAA
This is a messenger RNA of Ostrea edulis (European flat oyster), 5764 nucleotides long. RefSeq names its product serine/threonine-protein phosphatase 6 regulatory ankyrin repeat subunit B-like. Gene Ontology annotation, biological process: calcium ion transmembrane transport; GPI anchor biosynthetic process. Bases 551 to 5620 code for a protein of 1689 amino acids. Gene Ontology annotation, cellular component: glycosylphosphatidylinositol-N-acetylglucosaminyltransferase (GPI-GnT) complex; membrane. The record is from RefSeq and is a predicted model, not a curated record. The transcript has 29 exons. Gene Ontology annotation, molecular function: protein binding; calcium channel activity. NCBI's taxonomy places the organism in Eukaryota, Metazoa, Mollusca, Bivalvia, Ostreida, Ostreidae.